CAGAUUCCUAUUUAAUAAAGAGAAUGUCUUUUUUAGCAUGAAAGUAAUACUAAUAACAGCUAUACUGAUUGGUGUUGCUACAGCAGCACCAGAUAAUUCGCGAGCUGCAGAUCCUUGUACUGCAAGCAAAUGUACGCCUCCUGACUGUAGAUGCCCUUCAACCACACCUCCAGGAGAUCUUGAGACGAGCCAAAUUCCACAGUUUGUAUUUUUCACAUUUGAUGACGCCAUACAGAUAGCAAAUUAUGAUAUUUACACGGACUUGUUCUACAACAAAACUAAUCCUGAUGGAUGUCCCGUUGCAGCGACGUUCUUCAUGUCUCAUGAAUACACGGACUACACAAAAACACAUGACUUGUAUGUUCACGGUCACGAAAUAGCUCUGCAUUCCAUCACACAUGAAGCACUAACCGACUAUUGGAAAGAAAUUUCUCUAGACGAUUUGAGAAAAGAAUUUGGAGGCGAAAAAACGUUAAUUGCAAAGUUUGCAAAUAUUCCGGAGGAAGCAAUUAAAGGCAUGAGAUUACCAUUUUUGCAACUUUCUGGAGACAAUAGUUUUGAAGUUGGUAAAGAAAUAGGUCUGGUAUAUGACUGUUCGUGGCCAACCCAAACUUUCAGAAAUCCUGGACUUUGGCCCUACACUCUUGAUUACAAAUCGAAUCAAGAUUGUUCCAUUGGACCUUGUCCAGAAGAUUCAAUUCCUGGUUUUUGGGUUGUUCCAAUGAUAGACUGGACUGACCAAGGAAAUAAUGUUUGUAGUAUGGUAGACGCUUGCGUAAAUAUUCCUGAAGACGAUGCAGAUGCUUUAUCACAAUGGUUUAUUGACAACUUUAAUAUACAGUAUAAUGGCAACAGAGCUCCAUUUGGAUUCUAUGUCCACGCUGCAUAUUUCAACGUAAAUCCUCUCCGUUUAGACGCUUACAAGAAAUUUGUAGAUUACCUGCAAGGCUUAGAUGACGUCUUUUUGGUAACCCCAAAUCAAGCCAUUCAGUGGAUUCAGAAUCCAGUUGCUAUUGGUGCAGCUGGUUGGCCGGAGUGUCCAACUGUAGAAGACGCGGGUUGUACACCCUUAACAUGUGCACUCGAAAAGGUUGAUGAAGAAAAUCCUAUAUACAUGACAUUUUGCGGAUCUGAGUGUCCUGCAGCUUAUCCUUGGUUGGAUAAUCCUACGGGUGAAUGAUUCUAAAUUACAAAAUGUAUGUGUUUUUCACCUUAAGAAUUGAAUUUAAAAACUGUAAAAUAAAUUCUGGUGAUUUUUAUCAUUACCAACACGUA
Molecule: messenger RNA, 1275 nt
Organism: Zophobas morio
Lineage: Eukaryota; Metazoa; Arthropoda; Insecta; Coleoptera; Tenebrionidae
Gene: Cda9
Product: chitin deacetylase 7-like
Exons: 6
Coding region: 38-1180 (380 amino acids)
Biological process (GO): carbohydrate metabolic process
Source: RefSeq, a predicted model, not a curated record